GAUUCGCUUCAUGUUUUUCAACAUUCAUUAAUUUGAUUAUUAUCAAACACGUAUCUGAUUUUGGUUUUUUAUUCGUUUGUUCUUGUUUGUUACGAUCAAACUUAUCGAUCAUGCAUAAAUCACGAGAUGAUGUUAUCGAAAUCGAGCUAUUUAAAGAUGUUUUCAAAUCGAUUGAUCAAGAAUUUUUUGAUUCAAUUAUCUUGAUUGCUAGCCUAUUCAAUGAUAAUGGAGAAUUUCUUUUAAUCACCAAUGAUUAUAACGUCUAUGUUUAUGGUACAAAAAUUUGUUCAUAUUUAUCAUUUGAGCAUGAUCAAGAACGUCCACAAAAAGUAGCCAUUUUAAAUGGUUUUGAAAUCGUUCAAGUGGAUUCUGGUGAAAAUUUUGUUGCCCUAUUAAAUCAUGAUGGUCAAGUCUAUCUCGCCAGUAAUGAUCUUAAUUGGAAAACAAAUGAAACAUUCAGAUUGAUUUCAAAUGAUGAUAACCAUUUUGAAAUGAUUGCCUGUGGAGCCAAAUAUUUGUUGUUGCUACGUCAAGAUGGUAUGGUAUUUAAAUUGGGUGAUAAUGAGUAUGUUCAAUCAACCUGUGGCUUAUUAUCAUAUGAAACAAUGAUCUAUAUUGGGCUCGAAAAUGUCAAGCAAAUAUCUUGUGGACGAUUUCAUAGUAUUGCCUUGACUAAUACGGGCGAAAUUUAUUCCUGGGGCCGUAAUGAAUAUGGUCAAUUAGGUGUUGGUGAUAAAAAUGAACGAAUCACUCCAACUAUUGUUAAAUUUGACACUACGAUCGAUAAUCAAAUCAAAAAUAUUGCCACUGGUGAAAAUCAUUCACUAUUCUUAGUCGAAAACGGUCAACUUUGGGGUUGUGGAUCAAAUUGUGAUGGCCAACUUGGCCUUGGCAUUGAUAAAAAAGAUAUCAGAGUCAAUAAACCAAUUGAAAAACCCAUAAAAAUACCUAUUGAAAAGGUGAAAAAAAUGGCAUGUUCAAAGUUUCAUAAUUUUUCCCUGGCUUAUGAUGGAACAUCAUAUUUUGGUUGUGGCCAAAUUAGAAACAAAAGUUUUUGGCGAUCACCUUGCAAACUGGAAUCAAAAUCAUUUUCAGCGGCAUCAGUAAAUAUGAUUUCCUUUCCAAUAACAUUUGGCCUAACAACAACGAUCUAUGAAUUGGAAUCUCAUUAUUCUAUAUCGACCAUCAGAUUAUUCAAUAAUCCAGAUAAUUUUGAUGUAGAAUUUAUAAUUAAAGGUAAACGUAUAAAAGCAUGUAAAUGUUACCUAAAAAUGGAAUCUGAUUAUUAUCGUCGAAUGUUUUCUGGUGCUUGGAAAGAGAAUAUCGAAGUAGAAAUCAAAGAUUAUUGCUACAAUACAUAUUAUAUCUAUUUGCGUAUGUUACAUUCUGGUUCGAUUCGAAUCAAUCAACAAAACAUAACCGAACUAAUUGAUCUGGCCAAUUGUUAUUGUGACGGAAGAUUAAUGCGAUAUUGUCGAACAUUCAUACAAAAUGAUCUCAAUAAACGUACAAUGCGCACAUAUCUUUCAUUGAUUAUAAAAUAUGAACUAAAAGAAAUGCAUGCCAAACUUGGCCAACUUGCCAUCGAUGAAGUAUUGCCGAAAAUUACUGAUAAUAUUCUUCAAAACGGUGAUGAUUCUAUAACAAAAUUUCUUGAUUGGUUUUUCAAUCAACAAUCAUUUCUUAAAAAUGAAAUAUAAAUCAUCAUCAUUUGUUUGCAUUUUUUUCUACAUCGAAU
Messenger RNA from Dermatophagoides farinae (American house dust mite), 1738 nucleotides. Lineage: Eukaryota; Metazoa; Arthropoda; Arachnida; Sarcoptiformes; Pyroglyphidae. The record is from RefSeq and is a predicted model, not a curated record.